This is a messenger RNA of Beta vulgaris subsp. vulgaris (sugar beet), 3789 nucleotides long. Its product is annotated as DNA damage-binding protein 1. The record is from RefSeq and is a predicted model, not a curated record. Gene Ontology annotation, cellular component: nucleus. NCBI's taxonomy places the organism in Eukaryota, Viridiplantae, Streptophyta, Magnoliopsida, Caryophyllales, Amaranthaceae. The coding region runs from base 134 to 3403 and encodes 1089 amino acids. The transcript is spliced from 19 exons. Gene Ontology annotation, molecular function: nucleic acid binding; protein binding.
AACUAAAACCAAAACCAAAACCAAAACAAAACAAGAGAUUUCUCAUUUCCAGCAGCUCCUUAGAAGAGGAGAGAGAAAGAGAGUGUGAAAAGAGAGCUGAAGCAGAAGAAAUCGCGCGCACACUCAGAGAAAGAUGAGCGUAUGGAACUACGUCGUCACCGCUCACAAGCCUACCAAUGUCACGCAUUCCUGUGUCGGCAAUUUCACCAGCCCUCAAGAGCUCAAUCUUAUUGUGGCAAAAUGCACCAGAAUUGAGAUUCACUUAUUAACUCCUCAAGGUCUUCAGCCAAUGCUGGACGUUCCAAUAUAUGGUAGAAUUGCAACACUGGAACUUUUUCGACCUCAUGGUGAAGCACAAGAUUUCUUGUUCAUUGCAACAGAAAGAUACAAAUUUUGUGUUCUUCAAUGGGAUCCUGAGACAGCAGAGCUCGUCACCAGAGCAAUGGGGGAUGUUUCAGAUCGCAUUGGCCGUCCAACUGACAAUGGUCAGAUUGGCAUCAUUGAUCCUGAUUGCAGGUUGAUUGGGCUCCAUUUAUAUGACGGGUUAUUCAAGGUCAUCCCAUUUGAUAACAAAGGACAGCUGAAAGAAGCAUUUAAUAUCCGGCUUGAGGAGCUUCAAGUGCUUGAUAUAAAGUUUCUCUAUGGCUGCUCAAGACCUACAAUUGUAGUUCUUUAUCAGGAUAAUAAAGAUGCUCGUCACGUCAAAACGUAUGAGGUUUCAUUGAAGGAUAAAGAUUUUAUUGAGGGUCCAUGGUCCCAGAAUAAUCUUGAUAAUGGGGCUGAUUUGCUUAUACCAGUUCCACCACCACUUUGUGGAGUUAUCAUUGUGGGGGAGGAGACGAUUGUAUACUGCAGUGCUACUGCAUUUAAAGCAAUCCCCAUCAGACCUUCUAUUACAAGAGCCUAUGGAAGGGUGGAUGCUGAUGGUUCUCGGUAUCUGCUUGGUGAUCAUGCUGGACUUCUGCAUCUGCUGGUUAUCACUCAUGAAAAGGAGAAAGUUACUGGGCUGAAAAUCGAGCUUUUGGGAGACACAUCUAUUGCAUCUACAAUAUCAUACCUGGAUAAUGCGUUUGUUUAUAUUGGCUCAAGUUAUGGAGAUUCACAGCUUAUAAAAUUAAAUCUACAACCAGAUGCAAAAGGAUCAUAUGUAGAAGUCUUGGAAAGAUAUGUCAAUUUGGGCCCGAUUGUAGACUUUUGUGUGGUUGACCUUGAGAGGCAAGGUCAAGGCCAGGUUGUAACUUGCUCCGGGGCCUACAAGGAUGGUUCUCUUCGUAUUGUCCGUAACGGUAUUGGGAUAAAUGAACAGGCAUCAGUAGAGCUUCAAGGCAUCAAGGGAAUGUGGUCCUUGAGGUCUUCAACUGAUGAUGUAUAUGAUACUUUCUUGGUUGUUAGCUUCAUCAGCGAGACCAGGAUUCUAGCUAUGAAUCUUGAGGAUGAACUGGAAGAAACAGAAAUUGAAGGGUUUGACUCACAAGUGCAGACUUUGUUCUGCCAUGAUGCUUUGUACAACCAACUGGUGCAAGUCACUUCAGGCUCAGUUAGACUGGUCAGCUCAAUAUCUAGAGAACUACGACAUGAGUGGAAAGCCCCAACAGGAUAUUCUGUGAAUGUUGCUACUGCUAAUGCCUCUCAGGUUCUACUUGCCACUGGUGGUGGGCAUCUUGUUUACUUGGAAAUUGGUGAUGGAGUUUUGACAGAAGUGAAACAUGCACAAUUGGAGUAUGAGAUAUCAUCUCUUGACAUAAAUCCAAUCGGUCAAAAUCCAAAUUAUAGUCAGCUAGCUGCUGUUGGAAUGUGGACAGAUAUAAGUGUUAGGAUAUUUUCGCUUCCAGAUCUUAAUCUAAUCACCAAGGAGAAUCUGGGAGGAGAGAUAAUUCCUCGCUCUGUUCUUCUAUGCUCUUUUGAAGGGAUAUCUUAUUUACUGUGUGCUCUUGGAGAUGGCCAUCUUCUGAACUUCAUAUUGAACAUGGGUACUGGUGAACUGACCGACAGGAAGAAGGUAUCACUGGGUACACAGCCUAUUACACUUAGGACAUUCUCCUCCAAGAAUGCUACUCAUGUAUUUGCAGCCUCUGAUCGACCAACUGUUAUAUACAGCAGCAACAAAAAGUUACUUUACAGUAAUGUCAACCUUAAGGAAGUCAGUCAUAUGUGCCCUUUUAAUUCAGCGGCUUUCCCUGACAGCCUUGCAAUUGCAAAAGAAGGUGAACUUACAAUUGGCACCAUUGAUGAUAUUCAGAAGCUUCAUAUUCGGUCUAUCCCUCUUGGCGAGCAUGCUCGACGUAUCUGCCACCAGGAACAAACUCGCACUUUUGCUAUUUGUAGUUUGAAGUACAACCAAGCUAGUGCAGAGGAAUCAGAAAUGCAUUUUGUGCGCUUGUUAGAUGGCCAAAGUUUUGAGAUCAUAUCAACUUAUCCACUUGAUACUUAUGAAUGUGGUUGCUCAAUACUGAGUUGCUCAUUCUCAGAUGACAGCAAUGUUUACUAUUGUGUUGGGACUGCAUACGUUUUACCGGAAGAAAAUGAGCCGACCAAGGGAAGAAUUCUGGUUUUCAUCGUGGAGGAUGGAAAGCUGCAACUCAUUGCAGAGAAGGAAACUAAAGGUGCUGUUUACUCGCUUAAUGCUUUCAAUGGCAAGCUGCUUGCUGCCAUCAAUCAGAAAAUUCAGCUUUAUAAGUGGAUGCUUCGGGACGAUGGAUCUCAUGAGUUACAGUCUGAGUGUGGACACCAUGGGCACAUUCUUGCCUUGUAUGUGCAGACUCGUGGUGAUUUCAUUGUUGUUGGGGACUUGAUGAAAUCAAUCUCUCUGCUAAUAUAUAAGCAUGAGGAAGGUGCAAUUGAAGAGCGUGCACGGGACUACAAUGCUAAUUGGAUGUCGGCUGUAGAGAUUCUUGAUGAUGAUAUAUAUCUUGGUGCAGAAAAUAAUUUCAAUCUGUUCACCGUGAGAAAAAACAGCGAAGGUGCCACUGAUGAGGAGCGUGCACGUCUUGAAGUGGUUGGGGAAUACCACCUUGGAGAAUUCAUCAAUCGUUUUCGCCAUGGCUCUCUUGUUAUGCGGUUGCCGGACUCUGAUAUUGGUCAAAUACCAACUGUUAUCUUUGGAACUGUUAAUGGCGUAAUAGGGGUCAUUGCUUCCCUUCCACAUGACCAGUACAUUUUCCUGGAAAAACUGCAGUCAAGUUUGAGAAAGGUUAUAAAAGGUGUAGGAGGACUGAGUCAUGAACAUUGGCGGUCAUUUUAUAAUGAGAAGAAAACAGUAGAUGCAAGAAACUUCCUCGAUGGAGAUCUGAUUGAAUCUUUCCUCGAUCUCAGUCGUAGUCGUAUGGAAGAGAUAUCAAAGGCAAUGGGUGUUUCAAUAGAGGAACUUAGCAAGAGAGUGGAGGAGUUGACCAGAUUGCACUGAAGAAGUUGAUCAGGAAGCAGCCCAGCCUUCUACUUUGAUCCUAAUACCAUUUUGUCUAUUUUCGUCUUCCAAGUUAUGUUCAGUUCUUGUGAUCUGAGCUCCCGAUUGGCAUAGGAUUUGAGCUGUUUGCAUUCCCAGUUGAUUUACCCUAUAAUUCAACGGUAACAAGUUAAAGGUUGAUGCAUCACAGUACUCUGCAACGUUCUCUGCAGCUCGUGUUUGCCUGCUCAUACUAGUUUGUUUUUCUAUCUAUUAAUGUAUGUUCAUCAUGUAGUUCACCAUAUAGGAUAUAAAAUUAUAAAAUGUGCUGUGCAUUGAAAAUGACAUGAAAAUUUCUAUCAGGCUCCUUUCCUGCUUUGGAUGAGAUGUGAUUCUUCGUUUGUAAA